UUUUGAGUAGUGUUUCAAGAGAGAAUUCAGAAUUUCUUAAUUCAAUUCUCUCUCAUUUCAAUUCAUUCAAAAUUUAAUCUCUCAUUUGGGUCACUUUUUCCACUGUAAUUCAAAGUUUUCUUGCCCCAAUUUCAAUUAUCUGCAGAUAAAAUAAAAAUGGCCUACAAAUUAGAGGACAUGAAACCCGUAAGGAUGGCUGAUGAUGAGAAACAGCUACCACGUCCUUCAAAAAUUACAGUGCCAACAACGAACAUGGAUUCAGUCAAGAAGCCUAAUACUAAUGCUACUACUCCAAGUAGUUCCCCAAAGCUACAAAGAGCUUUAACAAGACCACCAAGUGGAAGAUGGAACUGUCUUUGUUCUCCCACCACCCACGUCGGUUCGUUCCGCUGCCGGUUCCAUAGAAGUCACGGUAUGAGUCGGGGCGGUUCCGUUGGUUCUAAUCUAUCGGAGUUAGAUGCGAAAUCACGUUCGAUUAGUGACUUGAUGCAGAAUAUACAUACUUAGUCAUGUGGACUCUCUAUAUAUAAUGUGUCUACGUUCUAAUUAAUAUGUCAAUGGCAUAUAUGUGUACUAAUUGGGAUUUUAUAUAUUUGAUGAUUUCCCUAUUCAUGUGUAUGUCAACUAUAUAUAAUUAGGAAGAAACUCUUAAAGUGGGUAUUAUAACAAAAUUCCAAUUUAUUAUGUUAUAUUAUUUACAUAAUUCAAUAAUAUGUUACGAGUUUAUUGAUUCUA
Molecule: messenger RNA, 735 nt
Organism: Mercurialis annua (annual mercury)
Lineage: Eukaryota; Viridiplantae; Streptophyta; Magnoliopsida; Malpighiales; Euphorbiaceae
Exons: 2
Coding region: 157-507 (116 amino acids)
Source: RefSeq, a predicted model, not a curated record